AUGGCAUCGUUCGCUCAUCAAUCCAGUCCAACUUACGAUGUGUUGAUCAUUGGAGCGGGUCUUUCUGGUGUCUACAGUCUCUACGAAAUUCGAAGACGCUUUCCGUCGUGGCGCAUCAAAGUCAUCGAAGCGGGUAACGAUGUUGGUGGUGUCUGGUACUGGAACAGCUAUCCCGGAUGCCAGAUUGAUACCGAGUCUCUUUCUUACUGCUAUUCUUUCGAUGAAGAGCUUCUGGAAGAAUGGAACUGGAAAGAUGCCUUCGCCUUCCAGCCUGAUACGCACAAGUACAUCCAGCGCGUUGCUGAAAAGCAUAACCUGUACAAAGACAUUCAAUUCAACACUCGAAUCAAGUCCGCACACUGGAACGACAAGUCCCAUACCUGGACCUUUGUUGAUGAGAACGGCAAGCCAUACUCGACCAGGUUCUUCGUGAGCUGUCUUGGAUUUCUCUCUAACCCGACCUUGCCUGCUAUACCAGGAAUUGAGAACUUCCGAGGCCAGUCUUUCCACACGUCGCGAUGGCCUAAGGACAUCAAUAUACAGCGAGAUUUCGCAAACAAACGUAUUGGCGUCAUCGGGACAGGAGCCACAGGGAUUCAAACGAUCACUGCGCUUUCGAAGGUUGACAACAUUGGCUCAUUGAGCGUUUUCCAACGCACGGCAAACUGGUCUGCUCCGCUUCGAAAUACCAAAAUAACACCCUAUGAGAUGGAGGGAUACAAAGGAAAAUACGCCGAGCUCUUCCAAAAAUGCGCGGAUACGCCUUCAGGCUUCAUGCACCAAGCAGACCCGCGCAAGUCUGCUGACGUAACAGACGAAGAGCGACAAGCAUUAUGGGAAAAGCUGUACAAUGAGCCAGGAUUCAGCAAGUGGCUAGGUGUCUUCAAGGAUACAUAUACCGACCGACAAGCGAACGAGCUCUAUUCCAAAUUCAUGGCUUCGAAACUUCGAGCGCGAGUGCAUGAUGCAGAGACCGCUGACAGCUUGAUUCCGAAGCAUGGGUAUGGAACCCGACGAGUACCACUUGAAAGCGGGUACUACGAGGCUUUCAACAAAUCACACAUCAACCUUGUUGACCUACAGAAGACUCCAAUAACUCGAGUGACGGAGAAUGGCAUCGAAACAGGUGAUGGCAAGCAUCAUGUUCUCGACAUCCUUAUUUACGCCACUGGCUUCGAUGCUAUCACUGGGGCUUUCAACGCCAUUGAGUGGCAUGCCAAAGAUGACCGUCCUCUUAUCGCAAGCAGCUCAGAAAGCACUAAGCAACCAAUCUGGCCCGAUCAUCGACCUAGCACAUUCCUGGGCAUUCACAUUCCCGCACUACCGAACACCUUCAUGGUACUCGGACCGCAUCAACCCUUUGGAAAUGCAACCCGUAGCAUUGAGCAUACUGUUGGCGUUGUUGCCGACUUAUUGCAGUUCUGCCAGGCCAAAGGUAUCACGCGUGUUGAGACAACAGAUGACGCCGUGGAAAAGUGGACGGAGCACGUUGUUGCCUGUAGUCAGGGCUCAAUGAUCAACGAGGUCGACAGCUGGAUGACUGGUGUUAACAAGAAUGUCAAAGGGAAAACCGUGAGGAGUGUGGCUAGGUAUACUGGUAGUGUUCAAGAGUACAAGAGAUGGUGUCGAGAAUGCAGGGAUUCGGGUUACCAAGGGCUAAUGUUCGCUUCCAAGGUGGAACAGAACGUUGUAAAUCCGUCCGGUUCGAUGCUUAGAGCUUCAUUGUAA
This is a messenger RNA of Didymosphaeria variabile, 1728 nucleotides long. RefSeq lists its product as uncharacterized. The record is from RefSeq and is a predicted model, not a curated record. The transcript has a single exon. The coding region runs from base 1 to 1728 and encodes 575 amino acids. Gene Ontology annotation, molecular function: NADP binding; flavin adenine dinucleotide binding; N,N-dimethylaniline monooxygenase activity. Lineage: Eukaryota; Fungi; Ascomycota; Dothideomycetes; Pleosporales; Didymosphaeriaceae.